Messenger RNA from Anopheles marshallii, 1770 nucleotides. RefSeq names its product solute carrier family 28 member 3-like. The transcript has 6 exons. The record is from RefSeq and is a predicted model, not a curated record. Gene Ontology annotation, molecular function: nucleoside:sodium symporter activity. Lineage: Eukaryota; Metazoa; Arthropoda; Insecta; Diptera; Culicidae. Gene Ontology annotation, biological process: nucleoside transmembrane transport. Bases 1 to 1770 code for a protein of 589 amino acids. Gene Ontology annotation, cellular component: membrane.
AUGGCGCUGAAUGGAAUAUACACUCCACAUGGCGGCGACGAUCAAACAUCUUCAAGAUACAUUGGUGAUUCGAAAGAGGAAAUUGUACUCUCCACCCUUGGUUUGGAUGCAUCCGGGCGUCCCGAGAAAGCGAAGCAAUCCGGCAUUAAACGAUACAGUGCAAUCUGCAUCGUCAACGGAAUCGUUGCUGUAUUUUUUGGAUUCGCGACAAAUCGUUUCAUUCGGCAUGAGCGAACCUGCCAAACGAAUUGUGGCUUGCGGUGGUGCGAUGGGUACGGUAUGCUGUUGCUGCUGUUGGGAUUCGUCUACGCGGGGUUGCUGUAUUUCCUGCUGCUGAAACCCAGACUGGAACGAACGCUGUACAGACGGUUGGCGCCGGUUGGAUCACAUAUCGGACGGAUGUUUCGAGCGCGCACAGCAAAACUGGCGCUGGGAGCGAUUGUCGUGCUAGGGUUUGCCGUUUUCCUGUACCUCGAUACGCGCUACAAUGCUAGCCGCUUGAUGCCCCUCACGGGGAUGGUUGUGUUUCUGGCCCUUUCCGCACUGAUGUCGAAACAUCCGAAACGGAUCAACUAUCGACCGGUGUGCACCGGUCUGCUGCUACAGGCGCUGCUCGGUUUGGUUUGCAUCCGCUGGGAGGUAGGCCGCAGCAUAUUCGCCUGCAUCGGCGCAAAGGUGGACACCUUCCUGGGCUACUCGUCCGUGGGUGCCGCAUUUGUUUACAGCGACGUGCUUAUCAAACAGUACGCUGUGUUUGCGUUCUCCGUGCUGAGCGUCAUAUACUUCUUCAGCUUCUUCAUCUCCAUCCUGUACUACCUCGGUGCGAUGCAGUGGAUCGUUCUGAAGUUGGGCUGGGUCCUGCAGUCUCUCAUGGGCACGACGGUUUGUGAGGGAAUCAUGGCGGCAGCUAACAUCUUUCUCGGCAUGAGCGAAACACCGCUCAUAAUCAAACCCUACGUGAAGGACCUGACGCACUCGGAGCUGCACUCGGUAAUGUCGUCUGGGUUUGCGACCGUCUCCGGGACGGUGCUGGCCGCAUACAUCUCGUUCGGUGCCAGUCCGGGGCAUUUGAUAACGGCAAGCGUUAUAUCGGCACCGGCCGUACUGUGCGUGGCGAAGAUCAUCUAUCCGGAGGUGGAAACAAGUAAAACGACAUCUGAAAACAUUUCCAUCGCAAAAUCUACCGAUUCCUCCGUGAUUGAUGCCGCUUGUAAUGGCGCAAGUUCCGCCACUACGCUGAUCCUGGGCAUCAUCGCCAACCUGAUCGCAUUCGUGUCGUUUGUGGCAUUUGUGAACGGGGUGUUGACGUGGCUUGGCAUGCUGGUCGGUGUGGAAGGUGUAUCGCUGGAAUGGGUUUGUGGGUACAUUUUCCGGCCGCUCGCAUUCGUCAUGGGGGUGUCCUGGAAGGAUAGUGAGCAAGUUGGACAAGUGAUUGGCAUCAAAACGGUGGUAAACGAGUUCGUCGCGUACCAGCGCCUUGGAGAGUUCAUUCGCGAUGAAGUUAUAACGAAACGGUCGGCCACGAUCGCAACAUAUGCCAUCUGUGGCUUUGCAAAUCCUAGCUCGCUUGGUAUUAUGAUAGGAGCGAUGAGUGCGAUGGCUCCCGAACGGCGCGGCUCUAUUACGUCCGUAUCUUUCCGUUCGUUCAUCACCGGAUCAAUUGCGUGCUUCAUGACCGCGUGUAUCGCUGGACUGCUGAUCGAUGAUUUCCAAGGAAUGGAAGGUUCGCGGAUGAACAUCUCGACAAUAUCGAAUUCUUCCGUUGUAUAA